Scutellospora calospora is the source of this 816-nucleotide messenger RNA. Lineage: Eukaryota; Fungi; Glomeromycota; Glomeromycetes; Diversisporales; Gigasporaceae. The record is from the annotation of a GenBank genome assembly.
AUGGAUGUAGGAAUUAUUAAAUGCUUUAAGGCAAAAUAUCAAAAAAAAUACAUUCAACAUAUCUUAGAUCAAUUUGAAAGGGGACUAGACAUUCAAAAUCCUGAGAAUAAAUUAAAUAUUAAAGAAGCUAUCAAUUAUGUAGCAGCUUCGUGGGAUGAAGUGGAUGAGUUAACAAUGGCAAAUUGUUGGAUGAAAACUGGUAUUUUACUCUUGGUAUCAUAUACUGAUAUUGAACUUGCACAAAAUAUGUACCUUGAAUCAAUUGAACUUGAAGAAGAUAAAAUAUAUACAUUAGUAGUUGAUCUUAUUGAAGAUCUAGAUUCAACGGUUGUACAAGAAAUAGAAGCGUACAGAAAAAUUAAUAAUAUACAUAUUUCUACAGAAGAAACACUGGAUGAUACUCAAAUUGUUGAAACUGUAUUAGCAAAGCAAUUAGAGUAUAAACAGGGUGAUUCAGAUGAUUCUGAUGAAGAACCGCCAAAAGUCUCUCCUUCUGAAGGAUUAAUUGGAUUGAAAAGUUUUACCUUGUUUGCUGAACAGCAAAUAUGCAAUAACUUUUUUUUUAAUAACAAUGACUUAAAAGUAUUUUCAAACCAAAGUAUGGCUAUUAAUGAUGAUUUUCAUGAUGAUGAUAAUAGCUUUUCUGGUGAUGAUUUUUCUGGUAGCGAUAAUUUUUCUGGUAGUGAUGAUUUUUCGAAUGACAAUGGUAAUGAUGAUUUUUUUGAUGACAAUGAUUUUCUUGAUAACAAUAAUUUGUUCUAUUAUGAUGGGCUUUCUGAUAACUAUGAUAGUUCUCCUGAUAACUAUGAGAACUAA